CCACACCAGCGUGGUGGUCCAACUGUUUGGAGUUUGCGUUGUAACGAGAAGACCGAGGGGAAAAUUACUGUCGCCACCUCGCAACUCUCCAGGGCCAGCAAAACAAGCUCCGGCCCGAACUACUACAAUGAAAUACACCUAAAUGUUUUCUCAGACGACGUAGGAGUUGACUUUAAAGUGACUUUUUGAAACUGGAGCCGCUUCCUUGUUCGACAACCUGGUGAAAUAUCUCAACAUCCUCACAAAGAAACUUUUGCUUGCUAGGCUGCUAACUCGCACACACAAGCCAGAGGGGGAGAGAGAGAGGGGGAAAAAAAGUAUGAUCAUCGGCGAAAACUUCACCUCAAGCUGCUAAUAACGACUCAUCCGUCGAGCUAAGUGUCUCUGGUAGUUGUAUUUUCGUGGAAAUGGUUUUCUGAGCGACUCGAGGCUGAAUUUUGUAACGGUUUUUGAGUAGUCAUCACCAGCAGCAGCAGUGGUGGAGGAAGGGUUGCAGCUGGUAGUAACUCAGCCCAGCCACCACCAGUGUUCUCCACACAGCGCCCCCAGAUCUCCAGCAGGCACCACAUCCAGCACUGCCUUCAGCUGGUUAGGAGGUGACUGGUCAUAGGCUGGUUGCUGGAAAAGAUGUCCGGCCGAGGUGGAGUGGGACAGAUCCGGGGAGCCACUUUGGGUCCACAGCCCCUCAAGGCUACUAUUCCCUAUCAACUGGCCAGCAAGCCUCGACCUCUGCGGAGGGAUGGAAAGUCAGCCGGAAAGGCCAAACCGCACCAGCUGAGCUCUGGCAUGAGGCGGACAGUGUCUCUAGACGCCAUCGUCGGGCCGUACCUGCAGGGACACUGGCCCAAAGAACCGGAGGGCCAGAGCAGUCUGUGUCGCAAGGACAAAUCCACCCAGACACCAGACUCGUGGUCAGACAAAUCCCAGAGCCGGAGAGGCAGCAGCAGCAGCAGCCACCACAAACGAUCGGCCUCAUGGGGCAGCGAUGAGAAUCUGCGAGAGAUCGCUAAACUAAAACAACAGCUGCAGCAGCAGCAGCAGCAGCAGCGCAGCAAGCCUGCACUCUCAGGGGGACACGAGAAAGAGCGCCAGCAUGGCUAUCCUCAGGGGAGCUGCAGCCUAGGAACUACUCAGACGCAGCCAAUUCCCAUCCCCCUCGCUCCCCUGUCUACACUGGUCCCUCGACUGCGCUGCAGCGUUGAGGGCCUCAACCAGGAGCUGGAAGGCGUGUUCAUCUGCCAGCCACCGCAUCCUCAGCACAGGCUUCUCGAGGUUCCAGACGGACACCGGGCUCCCGUCCCUCCACAGAGCUGCAGCAGCGGAUCUCAGAGUGACCCCAUCACCACACCUUUGUCCUUCUCCUCCUCACCCAGCUCCCCUCCCACCUACAUCUCCACUUCCCCACCCAGCUCUGAAGAUGCACCUCUGGAUCUGCACCAAGGUUUGACAGACAGUGCAGAGAUGUCUCUCCUGUCUCCGUUCUCCUCGCAGAAUGAGGCUGACCUUUCCCUGCCCCUGCCGAUGUCAUCCUCCCCAGGACCAAACAAAAGUUGCUGCUUCCAGAGGGAACCUCCAGAGGGCUGCGAGAAGGUCCGAGUCUGGGAGGAAGCUGGCACUCAACACCAUCUGAAGCCAGCCCUCAUCUCCUCCUGCCCAGACCCCAACAAGGUCAACUUCACCCCCCACGGGGGCUCCGCCUUCUGCCCCGUCAGCCUCCUUAAGCCCUUGCUCCCCUCCAUGGACAUGUUGUUCCGCAGUCUCACCAUCUCUCCAACAGGAAGUUGCUCGAGCCAGGGGACGAGCUCCUGCCAGGUGACGUCCACCUCCGCUCCUGCAGACCCUCCUGCCACCGCAGCUGUGAUGGGAGAGAGCUCAGGGGAGGGCCUCGCCUUCUGAUCGCAGAGCGUAAUGCAAAUAUUUCAGUUGUCUGAGACAGAUGUGUUGAUGUUGCUUUAUUUUACGGAAGGAUCAUUCCAUUAAAAUAAUCUUUGUUAAAAAUAAUAAUAAUAAUAUUGAUAAAAAAAGAAUGAGUAUCAUACUUGUAUGCAAUCCAGAGGAUCUGCUUUCAUGAUUUUUGGGUUUCCGGGCAUUGUGACAUUCCUAAAUUAUGGCCAAUUGUUUUUUUUUUUUUUGUCAUUUCAUUAUCCAAAGAUUUAUUUUUGGCCAAACACGAGUGUGAGAGAUUUCUCACUCAUUCUUCUCUUUAACUCUAUCUGAGACGGGGUGCGUCGGAUGACUGUCCGCCUCAAUUGCUGCACAUUUUUUUCCCCAAAGAAGCCAUGACAUACACUUAUCAAUACUGGUUUUUAAACUCUGUCCAAAAUGUUCAAAAUCUGGGUUGUGUUAGAAAAAAAGAAGACAAAACCUUCUCAUAAAAGUUUGUUUUUAAAUAUUCAAAGAUAUUUAUCUACAGCUCACCUUUUACCUAACCUGACCCUGCACCUGUCACUGGUGUACGAAGCACGACAAAUCAGUUGGGUACUUUUUUAUUUACCUGAUUAAAGGAAAAAACUCAUGAAAUCACAUUUUGAUUGAAGGGAACUUGUUGGACUUGGGUAGCAUCAAUACCUAAAGGCUUCAGCUCAUGCAUUCCUGCUUUAAAUAUGUACAUAUGUUAUUUUUGUCUUGCAAAAAAAUGUUACUUGUUAAUGGAAAAAAAAUCCUGUUAUUCCUUGAGUCUUUAGAUGUGUGCUUGAUGGUCUAGUUUCUAGUUUUGAGGUCUCGCAGCCUAGUUGACUACCUAACCAGUUUUAGUGGUGUAGAUUUGUCAUCAUUAAUGUUUUUUCUUCUGCCAAGCUGACAAGUUGAUGUUCAGAUUUAGAGUUUUAUUUCUGGUAGACAUGUUUGCACAAAUUGAACUGCAACUUUUUGAGUCGCGAUUCUUAUUUUUAUAUUCACUUUUGUACUUUAAGAGUAGUAAUGUGUAUUUUCUACAUCUUUUUUCUACAUCAAUUACCUGCAACAUAAGCUAAAGAAAAAAAAAAAAGAAAACCCUGUUCCUUUUAGUUUUCUUCUGUCGGUGUGAUUGAGGCAGGUGUUACAUGAGAUACUGUAUCGGGUGGAUUUUUAUGCACUUCCAGGAGAGGGUUUUAUACGUUAGUCCUGGGUUUAUUGUCUCUGACAGGAGUUUUGUUAAUGUGCGUGCACGUGGAUGGAAAGUUAACUAGUGCAUCGUUUAACUAGUCUACUUCUCCUAGUUUUAGUAUCCUGAAAUACUGAUGUAUUGAAACAUUGUCUUUUUCCAAAUAAGCCUCAAUUUCAAUGUUUUCUGAAUCAGUGUGGAUGCUGUGGACGUGCUGUUUUCUCAGGUUCUGUGUUCUGUCCACAUAAAUAUAUGAUUGAUUACAUUGUUGUCUUUGUGAU
Messenger RNA from Acanthopagrus latus (yellowfin seabream), 3363 nucleotides. RefSeq names its product protein FAM117A-like. The transcript has 8 exons. NCBI's taxonomy places the organism in Eukaryota, Metazoa, Chordata, Actinopteri, Spariformes, Sparidae. Bases 628 to 1896 code for a protein of 422 amino acids. The record is from RefSeq and is a predicted model, not a curated record.